This is a messenger RNA of Fundulus heteroclitus (mummichog), 2038 nucleotides long. RefSeq names its product SIX homeobox 3b (gene six3b). Bases 250 to 1083 code for a protein of 277 amino acids. Gene Ontology annotation, cellular component: transcription regulator complex; nucleus. Gene Ontology annotation, biological process: regulation of transcription by RNA polymerase II; eye development. The record is from RefSeq and is a predicted model, not a curated record. Gene Ontology annotation, molecular function: DNA-binding transcription factor activity, RNA polymerase II-specific; RNA polymerase II cis-regulatory region sequence-specific DNA binding. The transcript has 2 exons. Lineage: Eukaryota; Metazoa; Chordata; Actinopteri; Cyprinodontiformes; Fundulidae.
AUAUUUUAUGAAGACACUUCAUUUAGUCAGCCUUUGAAUGAGGAGCGACAUAAAUCCUCUGCGUUUGACUGGCAUCACUGUGAUGACAAUCCCCCCCAUCGGCUCUGGGCGUCCAAUCAGAAAUCAGAUCCAGGGCCCCUCCCCAACUCCCAGGUGAGCUAAAUAGUCACACUUCAGCAGAUUUCUGUCAGUCAGUUUCAAGAACCCUCUUAGAUUUAUUUAUUUCUGUUGCGUCAUUUUAAAAUCCAGAUGGUUUUCAGGUCUCCGCUUGAUUUUUUAUCAGCCUCCCGGCUCCUCCUGCCCCACUUCGCCGAUGGGCCCCCUCACCUGCCUCGAUCUCGGUCCCCAGAGGACCCCCCGGCUGCCGCUCCUCCCCUAACCCUCCCAGGACUCUGCUUCUCCGCCUCGCAGAUCGCCAGCGUGUGCGAGACCCUGGAGGAGACCGGGGACAUCGAGCGGCUGGCCCGCUUCCUCUGGUCGCUGCCGGUCACCGCCGACGGCCGGGACUCCAUCUCCGAGCACGAGUCCGUGCGGCGCGCGCGCGCCGUGGUGGCUUUCCACACGGGGAGCUUCCGCGAGCUGUACCGCAUCCUGGAGACGCACCGCUUUACGCGCACCUCACACGGGAAGCUGCAGGCCAUGUGGCUGGAGGCUCACUACCGCGAGGCGGAGAAGCUUCGGGGCAGGCCGCUGGGGCCCGUUGACAAGUACCGGGUCAGGAAGAAGUUCCCGUUACCGAGGACCAUCUGGGACGGAGAGCAGAAGACUCACUGCUUCAAGGAGCGCACUCGGGGGCUGCUGAGAGAGUGGUACCUGCAGGACCCAUACCCCAACCCGGGGAAGAAACGCGAGCUGGCGCACGCCACCGGACUGACACCGACACAGGUUGGGAACUGGUUCAAGAACAGGAGACAGAGGGACCGUGCGGCGGCGGCUAAAAACAGGUUGCAGCACCACCGAGUUUGCCCAGAUGGUUCGCGUCCACUCAGUGGAGGAGACUGCAGUCCGGACGGCAGCGCGGAGCGGGCAGACAGAGAGACUUUCCUCUCAGUAACAGACAGUGACUCAGACCUGGAUGUCUGAAACUUUUGGUCAAAGUAAAAACGGGAACUUUAUAGGACUCUGGGUGUCUGUCGUGUGGUAAUAGAGAGAGAAGCUACAGUGCCUUGCAAAGGUAUUCAUGCCUCUUUCAACCACAAACUUCUAUAAUGUGUUUUAUUGGGAUUGUGUGUUAAAAAAAACAUUAUAUUGUAGCACUGGCUGUAUAAAGGUCAUCAUCCUGCUGGAAGGCAAAUCUCCUUAAAGCUUUUGUAGUCUCUAACAGCUUUUCUACUAAGAUUAUUCUGUAUUUAGCUUCAUCUAGCUUCUCUUUAACUCUGACCAGCAUCCUGUUUCCAUAGUUAAAAAGCAAUCUCACAACACGAUGAUGCCCCAGGGUGAUAAUAUGUUCAUUAUUAUUUGCAAUGUUAGCUUUCCGCUAAAAAGUUCUUUUUUGUGUGUGCAAGCCUCACUUUUUAUUUCUAUUUGUAAAAGAAUAUUGAAAACCAUGCAUCAUUUUCCUUCAGCUUCACAAAUUCGUGCUGCUUUGUGUUCAAACACAAUCCCAAUGGAAUACAUAGACGUCUGUGUUUGUACUGUGGAAGGGCAUGACUAGUUUUAGAAAGGCACUGUAUGUGCAAAAAGCUGAUCAGUGUUAGUGCUACAGAAAGUGUUUAGGGCACAACACGGAAUAUUUUCAUGCCAGCCCAAGAAAUAGUUCAAAGAAGCACAGGUUGCAAUAAAGUUUGCUGCUUCCUCUUUGCUUUCUUAUUGUUUGUUCUAGCCAAGGCUGGUAUAGAGACAACCGGGACCACACUACGGAAAGACUGCUGUGGACAAUCAACCAAUAAUAACCAAAUCCUACCUCCUUGUCUGCCUGUUUGUAUUUUUAUCAUACAAUAGCUUUUCCUCUUCACCUUUACCUCAACAUUCCAUGUUCAAUUUGAUGCUGACAAAAUGUUUUUAGUAUUUUAUAUUAAUAAAAUUAUUUAAAUGAAAA